UUAUCUAUUUCAAAAUAUCCUUUAUGGUCACGCCCCUUUGUUUUGUUUUGCAAAAUGUCCGAUAAACAAAGUAUUUAUGAAUUCAAAGAGAGGGCUGGUCACUCAGCUCCAGUAAUAGGAGAGUCGCUCUACCUGUGGGGAGGGGAACAGUUUGAUUUUCCUUAUGUGCAUGAUUCACCUCGAAAAAGGAAACUGUUCUCGACAGUUGAGACAUUUUCCUUUUCAUCAGCUCGCUGGUCCUCUCACCUAACUAGAGGCACUCCUCCAUUAGGAGUCGUUGACUACUCCUGUACCACCUUUCGUUCUAAUAUUUAUUAUUAUGCUGGCUGGUGUGGUCAUGAUCAUUGUCACUACAACAGUUUAACUGUACUAAAUACACUGACCAUGAGCUGGACUCAAUUGCAUCCUAAUGAUGAGUCCAUGAUGGAGAAAUCUCGUGCUGGAAUGCUAUCACUGGAAUUUGAUGGAACUGACUAUCUUCUUAUGGUUGGAGGAUUAGGUCCUACACCAGCUGUCAAACAUCCUCAAUUUCAAUAUGAGCAGAUUCCAGAUGGUCGUGUUCGUACCAAUGAGCAGUUACUUUAUAAUCUAUCUAAUAGACAAUUCACUGUUCCAUCUGUUAGUGGACAGUGUUGUCCUCCAACUAGUACUUUUACAAUCAACAAGAUAAAUCAAAAUAAAGGAAUAAUGUUUGGAAGAACAUUAUCUCAUGUUGGUGGUUUUGAUACAUUUAACACUAAUAAAGUGUACAUAUUUAAUGUGACUCAUAAUACAAUACAUUGGGAGAGUAUUAAAAAAGGAUCAAUAUUUGUUGGGGGACUCCAGCUUAAGGGAAGAUGUGCUCAUGCUAGUGCUAUUAUCAGUGGUGACUCUACCUUACCUGCACUAGUAGUGAUUGGUGGAUGGGAUGAGAACAAUCAAUCAGUGAAUGAAUGUUUGUUAUUUGACAAUAUCACUACUGGUCAGUUCAGUUGUAAAAAGAUUCCUUUGCCUGAAUCUGUUACUGGUAGAUAUGCUCACUCACUCACAGCUGUCACAAUGUCGCCACACUGUGUGUGGCUAGUAAUUGUUGGAGGAUGUGAAGAGAGUCAAUAUGUAGAUUUUAAAAUAAGAGUGAAGGUGCCAACAAAUACAUUUAUCACUGAUACUAAUAGACAAAUAAUGAUAAUUGAAUUAGUAUAUAGUGAAGCUGGUGAGUGGAUGGUACAGUCAGUACUGGAUGGUAAUGAUCUCACUAGUAAGAAAUAUCAAGAAAAGUAUUCAUCAUACAACAAGACCAAGACAUGGUGGAUGAAUCAGCUAAUGGAAUAUCCCACAGAGAAGGAAAUGGAGCUUCAGAGAUAUAAUCAGUUAUUGCAAGAAAAACUACGAGUGUUUUAUCAAGACAAAGUAUCAUUACAGGAAGCACUGGUGGAGGCCAAUAAACAAGAGGUGCUGAAAGCACAAGUACAGUCAAUACAAGAAGAAAAACAAAUUAUUACUGAAGAUAAUGAGAAACUUAGAGCUACAGUUGCUUAUAAUGAAGUAUAUAUAACUGAAAUAGAAGAAGAGAAGAAACAAGUAGAGGAAGAGAAGAGAAAAGUAGAAGACAAGUAUAAGCAAGCAAAGAAAGAGAAGAAGCAAGCAGAAGAAGAGAAGAGACAAUUAGAGGAACAAUACCUCAUCGACAAACAGACCACUAAAGAACUUAAAGCUAAAGUUGCUGUUAAUGAUGUAUACAUAACUGAAUUAGAGGAAGAGAAUGAAAAAGUAGAGAAACAAUAUCACAAAGAGAAAGAGAUCACUAAAGAGCUUAAAGCUAAAGUUGCUGAGAAUGAAUUGUAUACUGCCAAACUAAUGAAGGAGAAAGAGCAAUGGAGUCAAGUCAAAGAGACUGAUUCCAUUGGAUUACAAUUUAACUACCUAAUUCCUUCAAUGGAUAAUUUGGAUUGUCUGAGUGAUGUCCAGGUAGCAGAGAAGAAGCUGUUCUUAAUUCAAGGAGACAAACCUCAACUGAUGAAUUGGGAGAAAUAUGGUGUAAGGAUUGGAGUAGAAGAAGGAAGCCUAUUGUCCUCUGAGACAGUAGAAGCAGCAGUGGUUGCUCUUGUAGGAGGACAGUUCCAGUUCCCUCCUAAUACUGUCCUUGUCAGUGCUGUGUAUGCAGUAUCACUCUCAAAGCCUCUCCUCAAACGACUCAAGUUAGAAAUACAGCACUGUGUUGAUUUAACAGGUCGACCAGCUCUUAAUCGUUAUCUGAAGUUUGCUAUAGCUCCCGUGAGCACACCCAGUCUUCCUUACCAGUUCUCAACAGUUGAGGGAGGAGAGUUUAGCUCUAAGGGUGGGUAUGGAUUUAUUGAGCGUAAAGAUUUCUGUUUGGUGUGCAUACUGGGAUUGCUAAUAGUAUCUAUGACUGGAGGGGGAGGAAAAGGAGGAGGAGGAGGUGGUAAUCAGCAGCAACAAGGAGCUGGGGUUGUACCUGCAGCUCAACAGCAACAAGGAGGAGAUGCACUGACAGUACUAGUCCAACAACAGCAACCAGGAGUUAAUCAACAAACCCAGGAACAACAAGGGGAGCAGUCACAAGAAGGACAGGAAGAGGAAGGAGAGCUACAAGGAGGGAACCAACAAGGAGAAAGGCAGUCACAGGAACAAUCAGAAUUACCAGAACAACAACAGCAAGAAGGAGGACAACAUGAGGCUGAAGGAGGUCAUCAGGAAGGAGACAGAGGACAAGAGGAAGGACAUAAGGAUGAUCCUGUGCAUAUAGAAACAGCUACUGAUGCCGUGCCUUGUACUGAGUCUAGUUCUGAUUAUGCUAAUAGUGUAGUUUAUACUAAUGUACAAAAGAGUAUGAAAUAUGCUGGACUGGUUUACUAUGAGGAGAAAGGUGUAGAGGAUUUAGUGACGUUCACUGCAGCUAAGAAACUGGAAGCACUCAUUCAAUAUAUUGAACGCAAACACUCUCAAGCUGAAAUCGGACCUGAUAUUUUCUUUCGUUUUAAGUUUUCCUAUGGUUAUAUUGAAUUAAACCUUACUGCACAGCAGGAUGAACCAUUCACAGGCUGGACUGUUAAACCUCACACUGAACCUUGCAGAUUGUAUCAAGAGGCCAUUGAUAAUUUUGGUGAUAAAGAACAUUCUCGUCCUUCGUGUUGUCUGAUAUCAGUGUACGGUUCACCUCAUGCUACCCCUACACUACAUUAUUCCAUACCACUGGAAGGUGUGGCUGAUCCUGUUACAUUAAACAUUCAUAGAGCACUGAGAAACCGUCCUCCUUCAACAGUACAUGAAUCAGUGUCAGUAUCAUCCACUGGAGGAGCUAGUCCAUCAGCUACUGUUGAUGUCGAUAAAGUAAAGAAAGUGAUUGAUGAUGUUCUUGUGUCUAACCAUGCUCGCCUUAAUCACCUGAAGACGUCUCUAUCAGAUCUUGCUAAUCAGUUAUAUGAAGUUGGUCUCAUUAAUGAUGAAGUCAGAGAGGCUUGUAGCAUGGACAAGUUCAUUGGAGAGUUUAAGGCUAGUUUUUACUUUAUGGAUGAAUUGUCUGAAGUUCAAGAUCAUUGCAAGAAGUUUUUGAACUCAUUCAUUGCUGUUAGAGGCAGUUAUAUUAAUGCUGCCAAGUUUUUGCGUCAGAAAUGGAUUGAAGCUAUUAAAACUGAACUUGGGAUUGAUCUCAUUAUUGAUGUUAGUGUAUAGUUCUUUUGCUAUUCCCAUUGCCUUUGAUUUUUAAUUUUAUACAAAAUUCUUUUAUCUUAUUAAAAUUGCAAGAAAAUUCAAAUUUAA
Amphimedon queenslandica is the source of this 3759-nucleotide messenger RNA. RefSeq lists its product as uncharacterized. The transcript is spliced from 16 exons. Gene Ontology annotation, molecular function: protein binding. NCBI's taxonomy places the organism in Eukaryota, Metazoa, Porifera, Demospongiae, Haplosclerida, Niphatidae. The record is from RefSeq and is a predicted model, not a curated record. Bases 55 to 3672 code for a protein of 1205 amino acids.